Messenger RNA from Aedes albopictus (Asian tiger mosquito), 1492 nucleotides. RefSeq lists its product as uncharacterized. The record is from RefSeq and is a predicted model, not a curated record. NCBI's taxonomy places the organism in Eukaryota, Metazoa, Arthropoda, Insecta, Diptera, Culicidae. The transcript is spliced from 2 exons. Gene Ontology annotation, molecular function: carbohydrate binding. The coding region runs from base 598 to 1410 and encodes 270 amino acids.
GUUGAUAAACAGCAUGUUUUCGCGCGAUUAUUCAUCACUCAGACGACGUCAUGCGUCUCUGGAGGAAUCCCAUUAGCAUGCCAAUAAAUCCAACGCACGGGGUAAUCCCAGCCACACUAAUCGUCCAAAAUCACUACAGGUGGCAAAGCAUGUUGUUUCGCGAAAAGGUUUAUUCAUUUCCCAUACCUAUCUUGAAGUAAAAGAACUUAUUUGGAGACCGCCCACGGCGAAACUCGGCUACAUUAUGGUCUGUCUCGUCUCUGUUGUGGUUGAAUUCUUACGGGAAUAGGUACCAAGGAAAUACCUGAUCUGUUGAUCUCCUCUCUCGUUGACUGAAGAUGUCGUAUAGGUAACCCCGAUCAAGGUUGCAGCAAAAAACUACCCCAUCCAGCAUCGGCACCAGCAGGCUCCAUCAUCUCAGGUCCCAAUCAACAUCCAUAUAAAUUCGUUGCUCUCUUCGAUAAGGUUAAUAGCGUGAGAGUCGAACAAAAUAAUAAAAGUAAAUUAGCUUCGUUAGCAUUGUCUCAGUUUAGUUUCGGAUGGUGAUCGUGCGUGAUUGCAGUUCUCGAUCGAGUGUGUUGAACUUGUUUAGCGAAGAUGGCGCGAAUCGGUACUUUUUGGGUGGUUAUCGCUCUUUGCGCAACGGUGGCCCACGCGGGAUUUCUGGACUGGUUUCGCAGUAAGAACAACAAGGGCCACAGCAUCUGUAAGGUGGACUUCGAAGUGUUGGAUCCUCAGGGAUUAAGAUUGUGGACCGCGCACAAACCGGAGAUGAAGAUGUUCGGAGUGGAAGUGUACAUCAAUCCGAGUGGCAGGAGCAACGAGCCGCUUGUUUGUAGUCUAUGCAAAAAUACUACCCAGGCUACGCAUGGCAAAUACUUCCUCCAGGAUGAUAGCGUAAUCGUCAAGAAAGGUGAUGUUUUGGAAUACAUAGCAAUUACUGAUAACGGGAAGACAACACAGCGGCACAAACCGAGGAAGAUUAUUGUUAAUGACUACAUCAUCAAACCGAUGGGACGUUGCGCUUGUCCGGAACCCGUUGUUCCGUCCACCGUGCACGAGUCCGAUCCGAAUGCCGAAAUCGAACUGCUGGAACGUGUCAUUUCCGGACUGGCGAACCGCUGUGCCGAUGGUCUCGUAUCGAAGAACCUUUUCCUACAGGUGGACAACGCAGCCGGGCCGAACAACCUACUGGAACGAGUGAAGAAAUACUUCGAAGCCAACCCGGCCCUGAAGCCGUACGUUGAUUCGAUCGUUUCGGCCGAAGAUUAUUCGGAUGGAAUUGCGUUUCAGAUGAAGACUAUUGUGGAUAAGCUCAAGGUGCUGGAGUUGAUGCACACCGGAAACGAUAUACUCGAUUACGAUCAGACCAGCAUCAUCGGAAAGUUGGACAUUAGGCUGUCUGAUUGAAAAUGUGGUACAAAAAUUGACAAGAAAUGUAAAUAAAAACUAAUUACAACAAAAAAGAAUAAAUAUAAUUCUUAGAUAAAUA